AUGAAAAGUUUUGGAGUCAUAGCCAUCUUGGCAUUGGCUUGCUUAGCUAAGGUCAAUGCCACUCCUUGUGGUUGUGCCCCGUGUGCUCCACUUCCAUUACCCCUUGCCCCACCAUGCCUACCAGCUCCACUCCCAUUACUCCCUGCUCCACCAUGUCUACCAGCUCCACUCCCAUUACUCCCUGCUCCACCAUGUCUACCAGCUCCACCGUGCCUACCAGUCCCACCCCUUCUUCCAGCCCCACCAGCCCUACCAGUUCCACCCCUGCUACCAGUCCCACCUUGUAUUCCAGCCCCACCAAUCAGUCCAGCGACCCUAGCCUCUUUAUUGGCUACUCUUAAAGCAGCAGCCCCUGUCGCUCCCCUUACAACCCUCCCUGCUGCACCACCCGCGUUACCGGCCUUCGGACCCGCCCCAACCGUAGCUACAACCCUGGCAGUCCCCGCACCGGCACCUCAGGUCAUCGCUCCAGGACCAGCACCAGGACCAUUGAUAAUCCAAAUACCGUCAGUAAAAGGAAAGUGCGCACCAAUUGUCGUUCCAGCCGGUCCAGCAGCUAAUCUGCUCGUUAAACUGACCCAGAGUCCAGCACCCGCCCCCAUCAUACUUCCAGGUGCGGCACCCGGACCUAUCGUCAUCAACGACGGAAACGUAGUGAAGGAACAAUCCAUCUCGUACGCUCCAUCUCCAGAUCCAAACAAAAUAUUCUUCGCAUUACCAGCUCCAUUACCGACUCCACCGGUCGUUUUACCACCAGCGCCAUUACCAAAAAUAUUCUUCAAUCCCGGUCUUUACGUCCAAAAACCUGAUAUCGUUUUCCAAACCCCAGUUGGUCUACCAAAAUUGUUUUUGAUUCCUCCACCGAGUGGAUGUCCACCACCACCAUGCUUCCCACCACCGGGUCCAUGCAACCUGCCUCCAGUCCUCGCUAAGGUCCCUUUACCUUGUGCUUGUUAAAUGACUUUGUGAACAUGACAUUUUGAAUGUUCAAUUCAUUCAAAACAAUAAGAACACA
Myzus persicae (green peach aphid) is the source of this 1015-nucleotide messenger RNA. RefSeq names its product vegetative cell wall protein gp1-like. NCBI's taxonomy places the organism in Eukaryota, Metazoa, Arthropoda, Insecta, Hemiptera, Aphididae. The record is from RefSeq and is a predicted model, not a curated record. Bases 1 to 957 code for a protein of 318 amino acids. The transcript has 2 exons.